Messenger RNA from Penaeus monodon (black tiger shrimp), 7774 nucleotides. RefSeq lists its product as uncharacterized. The record is from RefSeq and is a predicted model, not a curated record. NCBI's taxonomy places the organism in Eukaryota, Metazoa, Arthropoda, Malacostraca, Decapoda, Penaeidae. Gene Ontology annotation, biological process: cellular component organization; protein import into nucleus. Gene Ontology annotation, molecular function: actin binding; nuclear import signal receptor activity.
UACAUCCGGGACCACACGCUCCUGUCCCGCUCACCGUCGCCCGAGAAGAGCGCGAGCGGCAGCCCCGAGAGGUCCCCCUCGAGCCCCUCUCCCACAAGAAGGACUACCUCGGGACCGCCAGGCAGGAGGACCAAAGCCGACGUCUCGCCUCGUCCUCCGUCGCAAGAGCUUCGCAACCAGGUUCCUCAGGAGGUCGAGGAGAACCCUGUCGAGAACGAGGCUGAGGCGUGCCAUUCCUCGAGGCAGGAGCGCGCGGCAGGAGGCCAUGGAGGCCACGUAGCAAGGCCAAGGCUCCGUGCAGCCGCCUCUUCCCUUCGGCUGCUUCCGGAGGGCGAGGACGACCCAAGCGCUCACGGCAGCGGUCCGGGCGAAACACAAGACCCCGAGAGCGAGGAUCUCCCGGCGGAGGUCGCGCCCGCCCCCUUCCCCGCCUUCGACAGCAGGAGGCUCAAGGGGCUCCACCGACUUCGACGCAACGACUCCACCGACAGCCGCCUCUCCAGCGUCUCGGAAUCGUGGGCAGCCCCGGUCUUCAGCAGGGAGGCCAGCAGGGACAACCUCGACCGAGACUGGCUCAGCAGGCAGCAGAGCCUUGCCUCCUUGGCCUCGUCGGACUGCUCCUUCACAACAGCCUCGAGUCGCUGGUCGUCCGCACUUCAGCGCCUGUGCGAACAGAAAGGAGAGGCUCCCCUCGAAGCCAGACUCGAGCACCGCCGUCAGUCCAGCACCUCGUCCUUGGUGGGCUACUGGUCCUCGAGCUCGCCCUCAGAGCUCGUCGCCGCCCUUAGGUCGCCCUCAGCACGCCUCUACGCCGCCCUCAAGCGCCGCCUGGCAGAGCCGCGGGCGGGAGCGUGGACGCACCAGUUCCUGCGUCUGGACGGCCUCGCGGUCCUCUUCGACUCCUUGGCCGCUCUCAGCGAACGGCGCCUCACCUCCUUCACGGACGCCUACAUACAGGUCGAGUGCGUGUCAGCCAUCCGCGCCGUCAUGGACUCGCGCAUCGGACUCGACUACAUCGUAGAAAAUAAGGAAUAUACAACCAAACUCGCGGCAGCUUUGGACACGAACAAUGUGACGAUCAAGAAACAGGUGUUCGAACUGCUUUCCGCUCUCUGUGUCUACAAUGCGGACGGAUACAACAGGGCGCUCGACGCUCUCGAACACUACAAGGCCUUAAAAGGUGAAAGAUACAGGUUCAAGGUUGUCGUAGAAGAGUUGAAAGCAGCGUCCACAGCGGAAUAUAACACAGCCCUCGUUGCCUUCAUCAACUGCAUCAUCAUCUCGACGCCGCAGCUCAAGGACAGAAUAAGAAUAAGGAAUGAAUUUAUAGGUCUUAAGGUCCUUGAUGUCAUCAGUAAACUCAGACAAGAUGCGGUCAACGAUUCCGAUCUGGCGGUGCAGCUGGAUGUCUUCGACGAACAGAGGGACACGGACGAGGCGCAGAUCUCCGGACCCGACGGCGUGGACCUCAGCUCGCAUGUGGACGUCUUCUACGCCAUCCUCAGACAGGUGGUGGAGACGCCGCAGGAGAUCCCCUUCCUGAGCGUCCUGCAGCACCUCCUGCGGAUCGACCCGAAGGAGCCCAUCAGCGACGUCAUCUGGGACACGGCGGAGAAGCUGCUGCACCGCGCCACGCUGCUGGAGGACGCCCGCGACUCGGCCCGGCUGCUGCGGGCGCCGUCGCACAAGUCGCUCACCAAGCUCAAGGUCGGGGACGCGUCGCGCUGCCUGUGCUCGUGCCACCGCGACGACCCCAAGUCGCGCAAGCAGUCGCUCAACCUCAGCCUCAACUCCGGCCACCAGUCGCUGUCCACGCUCACGUCCCCCGUGUCCGACCCGCCGCCUCCGCCGCCCCCGCCGCCGCCCCUACCCGGAGGAGCACCCCCGCCCCCGCCGCCCCCACUGCCGUCGGGAUCGGGUCCUCCCCCUCCGCCGCCUCCGCCUGGACGUGGCCCUCCUCCCCCGCCACCCCCGCCCGGUGGAGGCCCGCCCAUGCCCCCUCCGCCUCCACCCCCUGGAAUGGGCCCUCCACCGCCUCCCGGCCCCCCACCUCCCCCCGGAGUUCGCCCCCUGCACCGGCCUGACCCCGCCGCCGAAAAGAUCCGCCUGCCGCAGAUGGAGACGCCGAAGCCACGCUCCAAGAUGAAGACCUUCAACUGGAACAAAAUCCCCGACAACAAGAUCUUAGGCAAGAACAACAUCUGGGCGAUGUUGGCGCGCCAGCACCAGGACUCCCCGACGACGGCCCUCGACUGGGACGAGAUGGAGGGCCUCUUCUGCCAGCAGACCCCGUCCACGCCCCUGUCUCCUGCCAAGACCGCGAAGGACUCGAAGGACGAGACCGAGAAGAAGAAGAAGGAGCCGACGGAGAUCAAUCUUCUCGACGGAAAACGCUCCCUUAACGUCAACAUUUUCCUCAGACAAUUCAGGGUCUCCAACGAAGAGAUCAUGGAGAUGAUACGAGCGGGAGAGCACAGCGACAUCGGCGCCGAGAAGCUGCGAGGUCUCCUGAAGAUCCUUCCCGAGCCCGACGAGAUGGAGAUGCUCAGGAACUUCGACGGCGACCGGUCGAAGUUGGCCAACGCCGAGAAGUUCCUGCUCAUGCUCAUGGAAGCUCCUCAGUACAAGCUGAGGAUCGAGGCGAUGCUCCUGAAGGAGGAGUUCGAGUCGACCAUGGAGCAGAUUGAGCCGUCGAUCAACGCCGUCAUCUACGCCGGCCGCGACCUCACCACCAACCCGCACCUUCAGGAGGUCCUCUACAUGGUUCUCGUGGCCGGAAACUUCCUCAACAGUGGUGGGUAUGCAGGUAACGCCGCGGGCAUGAAGCUCUCGUCGCUGCAAAAGUUGACAGACAUUCGUGCCAACAAGCCGGGCAUGACGCUACUUCAUUACGUCGCUCAGCAAGCGGAGCGAAGAAACCCCGAUCUGCUCAAGUUCCCGGAUGAAUUAUGUUUGGAUGAAGCUACAAAAACCACCAUGGAACAGCUGACCAGCGAGAUGAACCAGCUGGACGCCCGCAUUGCCAAGCUGUCUCAGCAGAUGCGCUACCCCACCACGCCCAGGGACAUCACGGCACAGAUGGGAGACUUCCUACAGGUUGCCGCGAAGGACCUGAACUCCCUGAAGGAGGGCAUCGCGGAGGUGGCCAAGGUCAAGGUUGACGUGGCCGAGUACUUCUGCGAGGAUCCCAACACCUUCAAGCUCGAGGAAUGUUUCAAGAUCUUGUGCAACUUCUGCUCGAGGUUCAAGCAGGCGAUAACGGAGAACGAGCGGCGCAGACAGCAAGAAGAACAGGCGGAGAUCAGGAGAAGAACGAGAGAGGAGAACGCCGUCAAGAGAAGGUCGUCCUCGCAGGGUGGAUCUCAGCCCCGCCCGGGCUCCUUCAGCGGGUCCGAGUCCGAAGUGAACAUCAUGGAGAACCUCUUGUCGGAUAUUCGCUCGGGCUUCACGCAGAGGAAGUACGCGGAGCUGGCGCUGAACAAGAACAAGAAGGGCAAGAAGCUGGACUCGUGGCAGAACGGAGGAAUGACAUCGGAGGACGAGCCUUCGCUGUGCAACUCGCCCCGCAUGACCCGGCGGCGGAUGGGGUCCUUCUCGGGGCCCGCGGGUCCUCAGGGAGACAAUCCUGCGAACGACAACUCACCAGACGUGACGCCCAACGGCAGCUUGCGGAGGAGGCGCUCUCGAGUCCCUUCAGAGGAGGACGACCACAAACUCAUGGACUACCUUCACACCUCCGGCCACGAUGGAUCCAGGGAGAGAAAGUCGUGGACGGGAAUGGAGGGCUACGGCUCCUUGGACAGGUCCUUCGCUCGCCGCGCCAGAGGAGGGGGAAGGACCCGACCGAGACUCCUUGCCUCCGAGUCCUCCGAGAGGGAGCGCCCUGCCUCUCCCUCCACGCCGGACACCAAACCGGAACCUCCUGACCACAACAGACCCAGCAAAAACUGGCGUCAGAAGAUCGAGUUUUGGUUCAAGGAGAACGAGAAGGAAGAGGAACGUCGCUCGGGUUUGAAAUGGCGACUUCACCAGCACAGAAAAUCUCUAGAUUUAGACACAUCAUCCCUCGCUGAAGACGAAGGCGCAGGAAGUGCCAGCGCCUCUGGUCCAGCCCUUGGGACCCUACCCGAAGACCAGCCCUCGGAGGACCCCACCACGAACGCGGGCGGAGGGAGCGGAGGAGGGGCUGGGUAUCGGCGCGUGUACCAAGACUGGCGACCCUCGGUGGAGAAGACGGAUGUGGUCGGGGCCAUGGAAGCGAUCGAAGAAGCCCAAUCGCCGCUGCCCAGCAAGGAGAAGGACAAGUCUCCGUGGCGGAAGAGCAACCUCAACGUUUCCAACUCGAGCGAGGCGACGCAGGAGCCACUCCAGAACGUCUCAGGCGCCAGCCAGGCCUCAGCCUCAGGCUCGGCCGCGCCCUCCUCCAACAACACAGCCGCGAGGAGGAUUCGUAGACUGAGGUCGAGGUCGAACAUCGAGCCCGGCCAGGUCGUUCAGGCUGUCCAGGGCAUAGACGACGACCCCCUUGACGAGUCGAGUCGUAGGUCGUCGCUGAUCCAGACGCUGGGCCAGGACGAGGGGCCGGACACCCUCAAGCUGUACAUCCGCCGGCCUUCCCAGGAGGAGAAGACUGCGCAGGGAAAAGAGGGCAGCGGUCACGAGGACAACGGCGCCUUCAUAGUGGAGGACUCCCCCCGUCGUGGCUCGGCCCCGGCUGCCUCCACCCUCGACGAGUCCCCCUCCAGCAGGUCGGAACAGCUGAUCCAGAAGUACCGGCACUCGGUGGACGUGUCGGCUGAUAUUCUCCGCUCAAUCGAGGAGGCCGAGUCGUCCCCCGAGCGAGGAAACGAGUCCGGGCGGCGCGAGAAGCGGAUUUACCAGCGCACCAUGACGCCCUCCAGCCUCCGCUCGGCUCUCCAGCAGCGCCUCAAGGAUAACCUUCAGUCGGCUCAUCUGGUGGGCACCAUACGCUCUCUGGGCGACGAUGCAAUAGAGAAGCCAGAGGAAGAGGAAGAUGAGGAGAACGAGAAGAAACGCGAGGAAGACGAAGGGGAGGAGGAGGGAGAGUCUCGAGGCGAGGACCAGAAGCUGCUCCCGCCGUCCAUCCCGAAGCACCUCCGGAGGCCUUCCCGUGACGAGAACAAGCUCGACAAGAUCGACAUCGACUCGGAGAACAUCGAGACACCACCGGUGACCAGGAGAGCCUUCAGCAUGCGCAGCUUCAGGGCGCCGUCGGACUCGCGCUGGCUCAGUUCAAAGAAGGAGGAGGAGGCCGAGGACUUCGAUGGCCGCAGAGCCGGCCGGAGGUUCCGCAGCCUGACCAGCGAGGACCGGCGAGCCUUGGUGGGGGAGAAGAAGGGUGCAGGAGACGCGGAGGCGGGACGGAAUCGCACGAGGACUGGGGUCGACAGCUCAGAGAACGAAGGCGCGGGCAGCGAGAUCGAGGAGCGCGGUUCGGCCAGGAGAACUCAGCGCUUCAAACGCUUGGCUGAUCUGGCCAAGGACGGAGACAGCGAGACGGAGCAGAUGCUGGCCAAGCAGAAAGAGCGAUCGAUGUCGAUAGAUGACGACGGCCUUGGAGACGGCCACUUCGAGCGCUUCUCCUCCGUUCGCAAGACGCUGAGGCACAAGAAAAUGCAAGACAGGCCCGAGUCCAGACUCAGCGAAGAUAACGCUGAGGCUGAGGCUCGGCGCGAAGGAGAGGGCUCAAGGGCGGGCUCCGCGGGGAGGAAGUCGCAUUCAACCUCCCCGGAGCGCCUCGCACCUCAGGAACAGGAGGCGAGCGUAGAGAAGAUCCAUACCAAAGUCCAGCAGGCCGAGACCUCAGAGGUCCCGCAGGAGAGUUACGAGGACAAGGAUUCGCGUCUCAAACGGUGGCAGCGCAUCAAGGAAACCAAGACAGAUGAGGAUCCUUCGCGAGGAAAAUCCAAGGAUACAGACUCUUGGAAGGACAGAAUAACUCGCCGCUUCCGCUCCAACGUGGACAAGUACGACGUUCAACGAGCGAUGGAGGAAAGAGGUAGAGGCACCAAGGGAGACCUCAAGCCGCCAGCGUCAGAGCGGUUGCAUCGGAAGAACCAGGACAGCGUGGCAAAGGGCUUGGAAACGCGAGGGUCAUUUAGGGUCACCAGCAGUGCCAGCGAUACUUCUCGCAGGGACAGACGGGACCGCACUCGCAGUGCCAUCGACCCAAGCCACGUCCGCCAGGCGCUGGACAAAGAGAAGGAGAAGGACAAGAAGCGAUCCGUCUUCGGUGACUCCUCCCGCGGCGUGAGUAGGCUGUUCUCUAAGCUGGACGCGAAGGAGCCAACAGGGCUGAGGCGGGGCGAGACGCGGACGAGGUCGCUCAUGGACCCCCACUCCAAGACCAGACUGCGCGGCAGCACCACCAAGGAGGUUGACGAAGGCUUCGAAGACACGGGAAGCAUCAAGUCAGAAACCACGAGUCAGGGAGCAUCGUCCACAGGCGACGUGCCGGAUGGGUCCAUUGAGAAGGUGCCAACGACGCCCUCGUCACUAAGAAGAAACCGUAAUGGGCUGCGGAUUGACAGCCUUCGAGGGCGGCAGGAAAGCAGCUUAGGAGCUUCGAAAAAAGCGGAGAACUCGGGCUCGCGGAGUAGCCUGCGUUCUUCUCGGUCGUCCCUCACCUCGGCUGCCUCCGUGAAUACGGUACGGCCGGCCAGACCACCUUCAAAGUCCCCGAGUACGACCAGCAUGAUCAGCAACAAGUCAGACUCGAGCAGCAGGAAGGGCAAGAUGACUGACUACACCUCAGCCCUCAAGAGCCUGACCCUGAAGAGCCUGCGGAUGGGACGCGGAGGCGCAGACGAGUACGAAGCAACGCAGAGCUCGCCGUGCAGCCCGAAGGGGGAGAACGCGCAGCCGAGCUUCCCCGACGACCGAACUCGCUCCUCGGGUUCCCUGCACAGCUCCGGGGGCGCCACGCCCACGCGAUCGCUCUCCCGGGCUGACUCCACGCGAUCGACGGGAUCCCUCAGCAAGCAGUCGAGCGAGGGCUCCCUGAGACGAGGGACGGCCAGCGUCACUAAGGCUGCGAUGCCCUCAGCUAACAGCAGCGCCAGAGUUAAGCGCCCGCUCGCUCCUGCGCAAGUCCGCUCGCUCACCUCCGCCGAGUCACGCCACCGGAACAUCAGCGGCUCCAACACCUCCCUACGCAGGUCGCCGGGCUCGACGCCGACGUCCUCCGUCAAGGUGAAGCGGGGCGACUCGGGCAGCUCCAAGGAGAACCUCUCCCGCUCGAACUCCGGCAACAGCCGCGUCGGAGGGACCUCUCGCACGACGGCGCGCUCGUCCGCCGCCUCUAGCUCCAAGCCCCUCGCCGAACGCUCGGCCAGCUUCCGGUCGUCGCCGCCGAAGCCCGAGGGAACGCAGAGCCUCCGGAGGCCCGUCGGGACGCCCGCAAGCAAACCGGCGUCCGCGAGAAAGGGCGGGAACCUCCCUGCCUUCAUGCGGCCUACGACGUCCUCCUCGUCGAAGGUGAGCGCCGGAGACGCCCCCGCGCCCGUCAAGAAGGUCAAGGUCGUGUCGCGCAACCUGUCCCUGUCGUCGCCGCGCACGAUGGUUAAGUGAGGCUUUGCGCCCGGUAGUCCGUUUAGCUUGGUAGUCUCCAUUGUUCUUGCGAGCACCUGAGGCCUGUGACCGAGAUUUUCGUACAUGCACAACACACACACACACACACACACACACACACACACACACACACACACACACACACACACACACACACACACACACACACACACACACACACACA